Messenger RNA from Meloidogyne enterolobii, 2547 nucleotides. NCBI's taxonomy places the organism in Eukaryota, Metazoa, Nematoda, Chromadorea, Rhabditida, Meloidogynidae. The record is from the annotation of a GenBank genome assembly.
AUGGAUCGAAGUGGUUCUAACAAUCAGCCGCUAGGCCAGCGUGGUCAGGGUCGAAUGGCAGCUUUCGAUGCCGAUAAACAGCGCUCUGCUGGUGGUCGGGGUGGACGCGGUGGACGAGGCAGAGGUCGUGGUGGUGGACGAGGCAGAGGUCGAGGUGGAAACAGAGGACCUAGAAGGACGUUAAAGCGAAGGAAGACUCAGAAGCUUGAAGAGAUAAAAAAGGAGAUGGAAUCGCUUGGACUUGAGGUUGGGGAUCCACAUUUAGAAUCGAAAGCUGAUCCAGGGGAAGUCGGAGAGAAAAUUCGAGUUUUAACAAAUGUUUAUGGAGUUAAGAUGGAAGAAAAAACAGUUUAUCGUUACGACAUUACAAUUUCUGCUGUACCAAAGAAGAAAGGACCAGCGCGUAUUGAAUUUACUAAAAGAACAAAGGACGAUUGUGUUGUCGUUGAUCGUCGCGAUUUUUGUCGUGUCGCUUUUGACUUUUUCUUUGAGAAGGAGAAGGCCGUUUUUGGCGAAAAUCGUUACACUUUGUAUUAUGAUCUUCAGUCAAUUCUCUAUACACUCUUCCAGUUAUCAUUUGAAGGAAAAGACGAGCAGAAAUUUCAACUUAAUAAAGAGGAAUGUGAAAGUCAUAAAUUGUUACAGGAUUUUAAUAGAGUGGAGAUGCUUGUUAGAAAAGUGAAUAAGCAAGUUGAAUUAGCGGACCUUUCAUUUUUAACUAAUGAUAUGAGCAAACAAAAUCAUUCCUUGGCACAAUUUAUUGAGCUUGCAACUUCACAACAUCCACUUCAGACUCCUAACGAGCACGUCAUUCUCGGCGGAGGAACUUCUUAUUUGAUUACUCCUGAUAUGUAUGACUUUGUUCCCGAGGAUGGACCUGAGCUUAGUGCGCAUAACAAGUAUUUGGCAAUUGGUAUUCAUAAAAGCGUACGAUAUGUCGAAGGACCUACAGGUCGAAAUUCAAAAAAAGUAGGAUUGGUUGUAGAGAGCAAAAAGACACCUUUUCAUAAUACUGAUGGUACUCUUCUGGAUAAGACUGCAUCAAUUGUUGGUCCAAAUGCAAUUAGAGAUGACGGUUCUGUAGAUCGCGGUGCAAUUGCUUAUUUAAACCAACAAUUGAAAGCAACUGCUUUUGAAAAAGGUCAGACUAAUUAUUAUCCAAUGGAACUCUGUUCAAUUCGUGAUAAUCAACGAGCUCAAUUGAGUCAAUUAAAUGCUAGGGAAGUUGCUGCAAUGAUUAAAGCUUCAGCUGUUCCUCCAACUAAUUUAAAACGACAAAUAGAGAGCAGCGUUCAGGCAUUAAAUCUCAAAGAAAGUGAAUAUCUUAAGGAAGCAGGAAUUCAGAUAUUUAAAAUAAUUUUUAUUUUUACUAAUAAUUCAAUUUUUCACAUUAUGAAGCCGUUAAUUGCUAAAGGUCGUCGACUUCCUCCUCCAACAAUUCUUUUUGGACGAGAAAGAGAGUCAAUGGUUGAUAAGGAUUCUGGUAAAUGGCAGGUUAGAGAUGCAUUUUAUUUGCCGGCAACUAUCGAAAAAUGGGCUAUUUAUUUAAUCCCUGCUGCAAGAACAAGGGAGAAAUAUCGCUUUGGUGAAAAUGAAAUGAAUGAUUUUAUUCGCGCUUACAUAAACUGCUGUAAACAACAUGGUAUGAUAAUUAACGGUCCGGCAGAUAAACAAAUGUUGCAGCCCAACCCAGAUGACGUUGAUAAGUGUAUAGGAAUAUGCAAAGACAAUAAUUGCGACUUUGUUUUCUUUGUUACUAGUGAUGCUGUUACAAAUUUGCAUAAUUUAAUCAAAGGAUGUGAAAGAAAAUAUGAAAUUGUCACGCAAGAUUUAAAGCUCUCUAAUGCGGCUGAAAUUGCAAUGCGAGGCAAACAGGAAACUGUUUUAAAUAUUGUUUGUAAGACUAAUGAAAAAAUGGGAGGAAUUAAUUAUACAAUCAAAUUGGCUGAUCAAGGAAUUCACAAUUUAAUUGAAGAUGGUACCUUAUUUAUUGGUUUAGGCAUUUCGCAUCCUGGGGCUUUGGGAAAUUAUGAACGCGCUAGAGGAGCUGCACCUAAUGUUCCUUCUGUUAUUGGAUAUGCAGCAAAUAUGAAGAAACAUUCCUUUGACUUUGUUGGCGAUUACUUAUUUGACGAGGCUCGUCGUGAUGAAAAAUAUACUACAUUAGCUCAUAUUACCAAAACUUGUGUGACUCGAUAUCAAAAUUCAAGAGGAGAUGCACCCAAAAGAUUAAUACUGUUUAGGAAUGGAAUGUCUGAGGGGCAAUUUGCUACAGCUAAACAAUAUGAGAUACCAAUGGUCCGUUUGGCACUGCAAGAAUGUUCAGCCAGUAGUUGCAAGUUAACUGUUUUGGUUUCACAAAAGACACAUAAUAUUCGUCUUUUUGCGCAUGAAGAGCUUUCAAAGUCUACUGGUUCUUCCAAGAAUUUGAAUAUUAAACCAGGAACGGUUGUGGAUGAGCAAGUGACACAUCCUGAACAUUCUGAAUUUUAUUUAAAUUGUCAUUCGGCAAUCCAAGCAAACUUUUUCUUACAAGUUAUAAUAUAA